This is a messenger RNA of Sabethes cyaneus, 2942 nucleotides long. RefSeq names its product beta-mannosidase-like. Gene Ontology annotation, molecular function: beta-mannosidase activity. Gene Ontology annotation, biological process: glycoprotein catabolic process. Lineage: Eukaryota; Metazoa; Arthropoda; Insecta; Diptera; Culicidae. Bases 217 to 2910 code for a protein of 897 amino acids. The transcript is spliced from 6 exons. The record is from RefSeq and is a predicted model, not a curated record.
UAUCGGAUGCAAUUGGUGUGAAGUUCCCGGGUAGCUAAACGUUAUCAUCAUAUGUGCGAUUGGUAAGGGUCAGGAAAAGCUGUACACCUGAGUCAGGUAUUAAACUUUUAUAGUUUAACCGAUAGCUGCCUAAGUGUUGUUCGUAAGUGUUAUUCAUGAGUGCGCGUUUACUCUAGCUGAAGCACUGUACUGAGACGCUAGCUUAGCUUUAUAGUUAUGAAGCAUAUAUUAAUCUUAGUAGCCAUAGUAUCAGUGAACAAUGUGGAACUGCAGAAAAUCAUUGGUGAAAGAAGUCUAGAUCUUUCGUGGCAUAUCGAAAAUUCUAAUGGAACAAUACGGUUGGAAAAUGUGUCUCUACCGUCCGGAAUCUACAGUGCUUUGGAAGAAGCCCGGGUGAUUCAGUCUAUCUACGACUUAAAAAACGACCUAAGCACAAAGUGGGUAGCACGUGAAAGCUGGACCUACUGGCUGGAUCUACCGUGUGAAGAGCAGGAACUGAACUACGAACACGUGCUACUAUCCCUGCACGGAGUUGAUACUUUUUCGAAUGUUUAUCUUAACGAUCAGUUGCUAGGAGCAACGAGCAACAUGUUCGUUCGCUACCAUUAUGAUGUUAAGCCCAUCCUACGCAAAGUGUGUCCAGCGGAUGUCCGGCUGCGAAUUGAACUUCGUUCUGCAGUUUCCGAAGCAGCCACCCUGGCAGCACGCUAUCAACAACUGCCGAUCGUGCCCGAAUGUCCUCCGGAGGUCUACCACGGCGAGUGUCACAUGAAUGUGAUUCGUAAAAUGCAAGCUAGUUUCUCCUGGGACUGGGGACUGGCUGCACCAUCGAUGGGCCUAUGGAAGCCAGUCCGGUUGGAGUAUUACAACUCGGCCAAGCUGAGGGAUGUUACGUUUGCCCUCACUGAAAAAGGGGACUAUUGGAAUGUUCGGCUUGGGGUUUAUUUGGAAACCGGUACCGUUGUCCAGUCAGUUGAGGGAACGUUGAGUUUUAAUAUAGUGGGAUUAAGUGGCUUAGCAGAGCAAACGAUCGCAGUUGACCAGAAGAGUGGUGAAAACGGUGAGCUGCUGGUGGAGAAUGUGCUGAAGGUACCAAAGCAAACGGUUGAGCUCUGGUGGCCUAACGGCCAUGGUGUGCAAAAACUGUACGAUCUCCGUGUGCAAUGGGAAGAUGAGCUCCUACCUCCUAGCGCACCGGCCGAGAAAGUUAUUCGCGUAGGUUUUCGAAGCAUAGAACUUGUGCAGGACAAAACUGACGAUGGAUUGACAUUUUACUUUCUGGUAAACAAUGUCCCCAUAUUUAUGAAAGGAUCAAACUGGAUUCCGGCCUCUAUUCUACCGGAAAAAUCUUACGACGAAGAUUAUGUGAAAUAUUUACUAACUGCCGCGCGAGAUACCCAUAUGAACAUGCUUCGUAUAUGGGGUGGAGGCCUUUACGAGAGCGAUUACUUCUACCAACUGGCUGACGAGCUGGGAAUUCUCAUCUGGCAUGAUUUAAUGUUUGCAUGUUCUAUGUAUCCGGCGGACGAAGCAUUUUUAAAUAACGUUGCACUGGAGGUACAACAAAACGUGAAGCGCAUACAGUAUCACCCGAGUGUAGCCCUGUGGGCUACCAACAAUGAAAACGAAGUUGCCCUGCGGCAGAAUUGGUACGGAACUCAGUGGAAAGAGGACGCUUACAUCGAGGAAUACAAGCAACUUUAUGUGAAUGUUGUUGAAGCAGAAAUAUUGAAAAUUGAUAAGUGGCGAACGGUGCUAAUUUCAUCACCAUCGAAUGGUGAUUUGUCCACGCUGCAAAAUUAUAUUGCAGACAACCCUCAGGAUCCUCGAUAUGGAGAUGUUCACUAUUACAACUACGAAGACGACGGUUGGGAUCCUAACACCUAUUCCGGAGGUCGUUUUAUAUCCGAAUAUGGAUACCAAUCGUUUCCGGCCCUUUCCAGUUGGCCUACCGAAAACUUUACAGUGGAAGAUUUAUCCGAUCUGAUCGACCACCGCCAGCACAGUCCGUUAAGAAACGAACCGAUCAUGGUGAUGAUCGAGAAAAAUCUUCCAAUGCCAGCGGAAAACUCUGCAAACUAUUGGCGCGAUCUCAUAUAUCUUAGCCAACUGUCGCAAGCGAUGAUUGUGAAAACUGAAACCGAAGUCUAUCGAUCGAAACGGCUCGAACAAGGUACAAUGGGAGCACUCUACUGGCAGCUUAACGAUGUAUGGACUGCCCCGUCGUGGUCAAGUAUAGAGUACGGUGGAAAGUACAAAAUCCUACACUACUGGAUGAAACAGGUGUUCUCGGAAAGUCACGUUGUCGCUAGUAUCAACCGCGAUAAAAUGAUGGAUUUAUACCUAAUCCGUGAUACGCUGGGAGAGGAUGAGCAUUGGACCAUUCGCAUGUAUCUUCAAAGUUGGUCCAGUUUCGAACCAGUUCAUGAAAUCAUUUUCGAUUCCACCAGAGUACCAGAAAACACGGUCGUUAAAAUUAGCAACUUUAACGUCUACAAUUAUCUGGAACGGUUCAAUGCAAACCCAGCCGAUCAUCUCCUACGCAUCAAGUUGUUCUCGCAAAACGACACAAAACUUUCGGAAAACUUUUUGCUUCUCGAUAAAAUUAAAAACGCCUUUCCGCUUCCCAAGAAUCCCACAGUAGAAGUUACGAUUGUUGCGAUGAAAUGUAGCGUAACUACCGGGAAAGUUACCUACAGUCUUAUGGUAAACGCUAAAUCGCCAGCCCUUUUCGUGUACCUGGACCUUGCACCAACAGGCAAUGACGGUGUAAAACAAUGCCAUUUUUCCGACAAUGGUUUUCUGCAGUUCCGUCCGACGGUGUUUGUUCAGUUAGAGUGUGUAGAAGUUGGGUGCAGAUCGAGCCUGCGUGCAACCGAUGUCGUCGUUCUGGCAGUGAAUCAAUUGUGAGAAUAAAGUCAGUGUCAAUAAAUUAUCCUUAA